This is a messenger RNA of Lasiodiplodia theobromae, 999 nucleotides long. RefSeq names its product Ww domain containing oxidoreductase protein. Lineage: Eukaryota; Fungi; Ascomycota; Dothideomycetes; Botryosphaeriales; Botryosphaeriaceae. The record is from RefSeq and is a predicted model, not a curated record. The transcript has 3 exons. Bases 1 to 999 code for a protein of 332 amino acids.
AUGGCCCCGCCGUACGGCUUCCAUACCACUGCCACCGAGGUCGCCUCGGACCUCGCCUCCAGCAUCCGGGGCAAGACGGUCCUCACGACGGGCGUGACGCCCAACAGCCUGGGCUCGCACUUCGUCGAGACCAUCGCGGCGCACGCGCCAGCUCUCCUCAUCCUGGCCUCGCGCACGCAGGACACCAUCGACGCGACCACCGCCGCCAUCCACGCCAAGCACCCAGACGUCCCAAUUCGAGGCGUCGUCGUCGACCUCAGCGCGCUGGCGUCGGUGCGGCGCGCGGCGGACGAGGUGGUCAAGAUGCAGCAGGACGAAGGUAUCGUCAUCGACGUGCUCAUGCUGAAUGCCGGGAUAAUGGCCUGCCCCUACGGCACCACGGCCGACGGCUUCGAGCGCCAGUUCGGCACGAACCACCUCGGCCACUUCGUCUUCGCCAAUCGCAUCAUUCCCGGGAUGCUGGCUAAGAGCAAGCAGCCGCGUGUGGUUGCGGUGAGCAGCGAGGGCCACCAGCUCGGCCCCAUCCGCUGGGCUGACCCGGGCUUCCGCGGCGGGGAGUCGUACGACAAGUGGCGCAGCUACGGGCAGGCGAAGACGGCGAAUUGUUUGUACGCGUGGGCGUUGGCGGAUAAGCUGGGGGCUAAGGGGGUGCUGGCGUUCAGCUUGCAUCCCGGUGCCAUCAUGACGAAUUUGGGGAGGCAUAUUGAUAUCGAGGGGGAUGAUUGGUCGGAGUUGAUAAGCGUGUUUGACAGUAACGGAAACCCGCAAGGCUCUAAGGAGUACUGGGAGAAGACCCCGUUCAAGACGCUGGAUGAGGGAACGUCGACGCACGUUGUUGCUGCGUUUGGGAAUGGCCUUGAGAAGGACAAUGGCAAGUUCUUGAGAGAUGCACAGAUUUGUAGCUUCGAUAUGGUCGGUCCUUGGGCGAGGAACUCGUAUGAUGCUGAGAGACUGUGGAAGAUGAGCGAGGAGAUGGUUAGUGAGAAGUUCAACUUCUGA